CCGUGAAUGAUGCCACUCGAGGGCUAAGUGUUUGGGAUACUUUUGUCCGCAAGCAUCCAGAACGGAAUUGUUACUCUGAUGCGGACCAAGCUGUGGAUUUUUAUCACCAUUACAAGGAAGAUAUUCAAAGAAUGAAAGAUAUCAAUAUGGAUUCAUUCAGAUUCUCAAUCUCAUGGCCUCGGAUUCUUCCUCAUGGAAAGAAAAACAAAGGAGUUAACAAGGAAGGAAUCAAAUUUUAUAACGACCUCAUCGACGAACUCCUAGCGAACGGAAUCACACCUCUGGCGACAUUGUUCCAUUGGGAUACUCCACAAGCCUUAGAAGACGAAUACAAAGGUUUUCUUAGCGAAAAAGCUGUUGAUGAUUUCCGUGAAUUCGCUACCAUAUGUUUUGAAGAAUUUGGCGACCGUGUGAAGUAUUGGGUGACGCUAAAUGAGCCGUGGGUUUAUAGUAUUGGCGGUUAUGAUACCGGAAGAAAAGCUCCGGGUCGUGCCUCUAAAUACAUGAACGAAGCAGCUUUGGCAGGUGAAUCUGGUCUCGAGGUUUACACAGUUAGUCAUAAUCUACUUUUAGCUCACGCAGAAGCUGUUGAAGUGUUCAGGAAAAACCCAAAGAGUAAAGAUGGUAAAAUCGGUAUUGCACAUUGUCCGGUCUGGUUCGAACCUUACGACUCGAACUGUCCUGAUGAUCAAGAAGCGGUUGAGCGUGCCAUGGAAUUUAUGUUUGGAUGGCAUAUGGAUCCAACGGUCUAUGGAGAUUAUCCAGAAGUCAUGAAAAAAUUGAUUGGAAAAAGAUUACCGUCGUUUACUGCAGCUCAAUCUAAGAAGUUAAAAGGAUCUUUUGACUUCGUUGGAGUAAAUUAUUACAGUGCCUUCUACGUUAAAAAUGUUGUUGACGUGGAUCCUGCUAUUCCCAACUGGAGAUCCGACGCACGCAUCGAAUGGAAAAAACAAAACAAAGCAGGACAAACUUUGGGUCCUAGAGGUGGUUCAGAGUGGGACUUUUUAUACCCACAAGGUCUAAGAAAGUUUCUAAAUCACGCCAAAAACAAAUAUGGAAGUCCUAAAUUUCUGAUAACUGAAAACGGUCACUGCGAUAUAGAUUAUGAAAAAAAGGCGAAACUCUCGAAUCUGAUGGAUCUUCAGAGGACGGAGUACCACGAAAAACAUCUCCAAAGCAUCCACCAAGCCAUCAAGGAGGAUGGUGUUCUAGUAGAAGGAUACUAUGCAUGGUCAUUGCUGGACAAUUGCGAAUGGAACGCUGGUUAUGGAGUUCGUUACGGACUAUUCUACGUAGACUACAACAACGGUCUAAAACGUUAUCCAAAAAUGUCGGCAAUGUGGUUUAAAGAGUUUUUGAAGAAAGAAGAUAUUGAAGACUCAGAGAAAGAAGGAUUGUUGAAUUCUGUUGAUCACAAGAAGAGGAAGAGAUUCUUAACGUCUUCUGGUUCGCCUUCCUGUUAUAUACCCAAGAUGUCCGAAUCUUCGAAAGCACUUGAACUCUUUUUCUAAGAUCAUUUGUUUAUUUUAUUUUUAUAUUUUUGGUUUAAUUCAAAAAAAAUUGUACAUCAUUGAAUGUAUUUAGACACUAAAAAAGACAACCGUAUA
Molecule: messenger RNA, 1607 nt
Organism: Eutrema salsugineum
Lineage: Eukaryota; Viridiplantae; Streptophyta; Magnoliopsida; Brassicales; Brassicaceae
Product: beta-glucosidase 27
Exons: 10
Coding region: 132-1511 (459 amino acids)
Biological process (GO): carbohydrate metabolic process
Molecular function (GO): beta-glucosidase activity
Source: RefSeq, a predicted model, not a curated record